AUGCCAUAUAUAGGUUAUGAAUAUCGAUUAACUCCUACUAUGAAUAAAUAUGUUAAUUCAUUGAUAAAUCAUUCAAAUGGAUUUAAUAAUGUUAAAAAUAUAACUGUAUGGUUAAAACCAAUUAUUAAAAAUUUAUAUUAUUUUAAUAAUAUACAAUCAUUAACAUUAACAUGUGAAGAUGAUGAUGAUGAUCAAAUAGAUGAAUAUAUAUUAUCAGAAAAACAAAUAAAAUUUCUUCAUAUGACUGUCAAUUUAUCCAACAUUAAACACUUAAUUAUCGAUGAUGAAUGUUGCAUGACACCAUCAUUAUUAUUAAAAAUAUUAAUACAAUCACCAUGUCUAUCUGAAUUAACGAUUGAAAAUAAUAUUUUAACAUUAUAUCUGAAAAAUAGUCAAAUAUGUGAAUUAUUAAAUAAAAAUAUUAUUAAACUGGAUAUCUCUGAUGAUAAUCGAAAUAUAUAUAUAAAAUCUAAUGAUAUAGAUUCAUUUUAUAGUGCAUCAAAUUGUCAAGAAGAUCGAUGUUAUAUGAGACUUGAUAAUUUAUUAUUAAUAUUAUCAAAAUGUAGAAAAUUAUCAAUAAUAAUACUCGGCAAGAUUAGACAAGAUAUAUAUUCAUGGAUUCAAAUCAAUGCAUCAACAUUAAAUAUUGACUUUUAUUUUACAUUGAUUGAUUAA
Messenger RNA from Rotaria sp. Silwood2, 675 nucleotides. The record is from the annotation of a GenBank genome assembly. NCBI's taxonomy places the organism in Eukaryota, Metazoa, Rotifera, Eurotatoria, Philodinida, Philodinidae.